AAUUGUCAUGAACUUGAAAAAAUGGACUUGGAGGAAUGUGUUCAGAUAACAGACAGCACAUUAAUCCAGCUUUCCAUUCACUGUCCUCUGCUCCAAGUUUUGAGUUUAUCACACUGUGAACUGAUCACCGAUGAUGGUAUUCGCCAUUUAGGCAAUGGUGCCUGUGCCCAUGAUCGCUUGGAGGUGAUUGAGCUGGAUAACUGCCCCUUGAUCACAGAUGCCUCUUUGGAACACCUCAAGAGCUGCCACAGCUUGGAAAGGAUAGAACUGUAUGACUGCCAACAGAUUACCCGAGCUGGAAUUAAGAGACUCAGGACCCACUUACCCAAUAUUAAAGUCCACGCCUACUUUGCACCUGUAACUCCACCACCAUCUGUGGGGGGCAGCAGACAGCGUUUCUGCAGAUGUUGCAUCAUCCUAUGACGUGAGAGCCAGUCUACCUUGUGAAAAACAAACUGAGUAUUUAAAUUACCCUUCUAGAAGUUACAGUGGACAAAUAUCUCUGCCAACAAAAUGAUGCCAGUGCUCCUUCACCAGGGCCUUUGGAAAACAAAGCAGGGGAAGCUGGUGCAAAACAUUGUUCCCCUUUUUUACCCUAUGUAAAAAUACACACACACACACACACACAAACACACAAACUAGUAUAUACAUACUUAUUCCAAUAGACUGAAGGUCUCUGAAACUGAGGACCUAAAUCUAUGGGAACUUUUUCCUCUUCCCACCCCAUCGUCCCGUGGGUGGGUUGCUAUAAUUGUAAACCAUUCCUACAGAGCCUGCUCAGAAGAAAUCAUGGGGUGGCGGGUGGGAGAAAAGAGUUGUUGGUUGAAUCACUUCGCACAUCAGAAAAACUGCUGUUGCUUCCAAGAGAGGGAAAAGUUGUUCUUUUGACACUGAAAGCAGCAAAAAAAAUGAUGUUGGGAUUGAAGGAGAGGUUUAUAACUGAGGAGGAACAAACAUGAGCACUGAACCUUGAAGAUACUGUUCAGGUGGGAGGAAAAUGUACAAAGCAAAAAGAAAACACAAUGCCCUUGGGUAUAUUUUUUAUUUAAAAAGAAAAUCAUAUGUGUGUUAAGGAAUGUUAAAACAGCAGCCAUUGUGAGAUGUAGAUUCCUGCGCUUCUGUACUACCUUGUUUUCUGUGCUGGCACAUACACUGAGCAUGCUCAUCUUGGAGGUUCAGCAGUUUCUCUUCUUUUAUAAUAUUUGGCUCAGAGGCUUCCUAGAUUGUUGUGAUGAUAAAGCUAGAAAUCUGUAAUGUCAGGCCUGAUCUUUUUCCCCCCAAUCUCCUCAGUAUCUUCUUUUUUAUAUAUAUAAACUAGAUGUCUAAUUCUGAAACUGUAUGAAAUGACUGAACAUAUAAUACACAUGCCAAGUUAAUAUUUCUUUUCAAAAGGCAACUUUAUAUCACUAGAGGAUAAAGCUUUGAAAACACAGCUGUGAAAUGAGUUGAAGUUAUAAAAGCAAAACUCUUUUGUAAAGAUUAUUCUACAUUUUUUUUUUAAACAAGUGAUGCUAUUGGGAGAAGAGAGAAGUUCUGUCUAUUAUAAUGUAUUAAUUACUUCCAAAGAAAUGGGUGCCUCAUAAAUGAGAAAUGGUAUACAAACAUAAUUAUUCUAAUUUCAGUGACAAAUGACCUUUUCCAUUAUUAGAUGAACUUGGAAAAUUCCUUUUCAGGUACCUGGACACUUAUGAAAACUACACCAGAUGUUUGCAUUUUAUUUAGAAGUAAGUAGAAUUCAUGAUGGGAAAAUUCAGGUCCAUCCAGUUCAAUACUGCAGGAUUAUAUCUACUGAACUUGGUUUGAUUUGCUCAAAGCUGCUGUUUAAAAAAACACUGGAAUCAUUUUAGGUGCUUUUUCGGAAGCCAUUUUUGGUAUCAGACAUAGUUUAAAAGGGCUGUGGGGAUUAUACAGCAACAUUCCAACGUUCUCUUCACAAAUAGUGCAAAUUGAGCCCCAAAACACAAGCCAAAGGUCACCAAUCACUUUCCCCGAUAUCCAGUAUCCUGCUUUAAUGAAUACUUCUUGUUAGUGAAUAUUUAUCAUUUGCUUUUGCCAUUCAUGCUACUGGAUGUAUUGGUUUUUUCCCUUCUGUGCCAGUAUUUGACACAGUAUGGCUUACAUUAAGGGUUUUUUUUUCCUCUCGCAUGAGAGUUAGCUGCAAAAUGUAAUCUAGAAUUUAGACCUUUCCCAAUGAGGCUCUUUGGUUGUUUGGAUUGCAAACUUCCAUUAUAAUGACACUCAUCUCAGCCUUCAGAUUUCAAAAUUGUUCUUUCAAACAAUCGUUGAUACAGGAAAUUUAAAGUUACCAUAAAAAUGGCAAUAUUUCAGAAUGUUCAGUUGAAAACAAGAUCAGGGAGGCAGAAAGACAAGCAAGGCAGGAGACAUUAAGUAUUCCCUACAUCAUGAAAGUUACAGAUUUUAAAGGGAUCUUCACCCACUUCUGCAACCAAAAGUGCAGUACAGAUUGCAGAGUCCUAUCCAGACAACUUUCCACAGUUUACAUUAACUUAUUUUUCUCUUGCCAAGCUUAUAGAUGUUAAAAUAAACGUUCUUAAUUAUACCUUAACUAUACUAGGAAGACUAAGAUGGGGUAGAAUUCCACUGUUUUAUUCAAUUGUUUUGUGACAUGUUCUUUCAUUUUUCUUAAUCAGCAGCACAUUUAUUUUGAGAUCAGAAAAUAUGUUUUCCCUUUGCUCCAUAUGAAAUAUUUAAAUUUGUGUUGUGAUCUCAAUAUUCACAAUUUCUUUUGCACAGAUACUUGCUUUCUUACACAAACAUUUACAAUGAAUGUUCUCAACUCACCAAUAUAUAGUUUUUAAAGGGCUUUAAAACAAUUUAGACUGUUCCAAAAUACUUUUAAAAAUACAUUUUUUUAAAUGUAAUUUCCCUCUUCCAUACAAUCUCUUCUAAUUUGUAAGUUAUGAAACAAUCACCUGGCUCAAGUAGAGAAAUAUUAUAAGCAAUUAUCAACUCCAAUGUAUAUUAUUGAUCCACUAUUACAGUGUAAAUUCCCUCUUUUUUAAUCCCAAACUCCAUGGCGGUGAUUAUUAUCAGAACAAAUUAGAAACUUG
Molecule: messenger RNA, 3071 nt
Organism: Thamnophis sirtalis
Lineage: Eukaryota; Metazoa; Chordata; Lepidosauria; Squamata; Natricidae
Source: RefSeq, a predicted model, not a curated record